AUGGAUCCAAAUUCCGCUAGGUUCCCCCUAAAUGAUGAUUUCUGCAUGCUGUUACCUUCUUUUUUAGAACAACCGGUCGUGCUAAGCGCAUACCUCGCCUUCACAGCGGCACAGUAUAGUCUCCCCGGCCGCAUGUCUCCUCUUGUCUACACUGGCCUCCUGGGCAGAUGUUGGCCCCUGCUCUCCUCUCUAGCCAGCCUUCACCUCCUUGGCCUGCUGCCGCUUUUGGUAGCCGUGCGCCUGUUCCUGCCCCUGCGAUACCCAACCUACCAGUUUCUUCCCCUUAUGCUCACUUCUGUUUACACGGCAGUAGGACUCUUCGGCGCCUUCCUCGUCUACAUCUACGUGAAUCUGCAGUGGACUUUUGCGUGUGAAGACACUCGGGCGAGCGAUGACCAGGAGGUCGUGGAGUUCGUAUCGUUGCAAGAAAAGAAAAAUAACUAG
Molecule: messenger RNA, 444 nt
Organism: Dibothriocephalus latus
Lineage: Eukaryota; Metazoa; Platyhelminthes; Cestoda; Diphyllobothriidea; Diphyllobothriidae
Source: the annotation of a GenBank genome assembly